Molecule: messenger RNA, 606 nt
Organism: Paramecium sonneborni
Lineage: Eukaryota; Ciliophora; Oligohymenophorea; Peniculida; Parameciidae
Source: the annotation of a GenBank genome assembly
CAAGUUCAUUAUUUGAUUAUUAUAUUUAAUGAUGGUGAUAGUAUAAAAUAUAAUUCGAUAGACAGAAUAUCAUGAAUUAUUAGCAGAAAUCUUCAAAAAAUAUGGAUGAGAGCUGGUGUUAGAAGUGAAAGGCAAAAUAAGGUGAAUUUGAUGGUAAUUUAUUCACUGAGUAAUUAAUGAUGUUUUGGAAGAAUAGCUAAGAAAAUGUUUAAAAGAAGUUGAGAAGUAGAAGAUGAGAAAUAUUUAAUGAUAAAUGAUAAGAAGCAGGAUUAUAAGAAUUUAAGGUAAAGGAAUUAAUAUAGGAAUUUGAUAAUAAGAAUACUAGAAUAAUAGCGUAAAAAAUAAUAAUAGUAAAUAAUUGAUGUUUUAUUUGAAAAUGAUUAUGUAUUGUUGAAUUGAUCGAUAGAAUUCAUAUUUUAGUUUAAGAGGAACAGAGUUUAAUUGAUAAUCUACUUAAAGCUAGUUUAGAAUAUACAAAAUCUACUUACGCCAACAUCAUUCCGCAUUUAAUGGGAGUUUGGAAAUAAUUAAAUCAUUAAGGAGGAGAAACCAUGAAGAAAUUUUAGCUUAAGUAAUUGUAUGAAAAAUUUUGUUAUAUAGUAUGUA